Messenger RNA from Pelagomonas calceolata, 1008 nucleotides. The record is from the annotation of a GenBank genome assembly. Lineage: Eukaryota; Pelagophyceae; Pelagomonadales; Pelagomonadaceae.
GCGCUAAAUUGGGGCAAUAGCAGCGCACUUCGGCUAAAUUCGACACGUUUUGAAGGAUUCUGGACCUUUCACUGCGUGAUAACUGCUCACGAGAUCGCCAAGACCCCGCACCACCUGUGGAGCCAAGCUGCUGGCAGUGCCUGUUUGCUGCCAGCUCGCGUUCGCUGCGAAAGGCUGCGCACGACAGAGGGCUGCCAAGCAGCCAUGGCCGGCUGGGACGACACGCCGCCGACAAAGACGGACAAGGACGCCCAGGCGUCGCACUUCGCGUUCAACCAGUUCAGCGCCGCCUUUGCCACGGACGCACCGAUCAGCGCAUCCAAAUUUGGACGAGAGAAGCGGAGCUUCGACGAUUGGAGCGCGCCGCCGGUCUACGCGCUGGACGAGCACGCGAGCAACAAGCCUACGUUGUUCGUCGGCAACCUGAGCUGGACGAUCACGUCCGAGGCGCUCUUCGCGCGGCUCGGGGGCAUCGGCUCCGUCGUCGCCUGCGAGGUCAAGCGCAACGGCCGGGGCCAGUCCAAGGGCUUCGCGCUGGCGACGUUCCAGUCCGAGGAGGCGGCGCAGCGGGCCAUCGCCGAGUUCCACGGCGCCGUCCUCGAGGGCCGGCGGCUCGUGGUCCGGCCGGACCAGAGCGAGGGCGACCGGCAGCGCGCGGCCCUCGGCCUUCCACGGCCGUCCGCGGUGGCGCCGUCGGCGCGCAUCUUCGUGGGAAAUGUACCCUUCGCGACGACGCAAGAGGAGUUCGCGCGCGUCUUCGAGGACGCGGGCGUGGGGGCGCGGCGCGCGGCGCUCGCCGUCGACGCGUCGGGCCAGUCGCGCGGCUACGGGCUCGUGCGCUUCAAGAACGCCGAGGCCGCGGAAAAGGCGCUGGCCGCGCUGGAGGGCCUCGAGAUCGGCGGCCGGCCCGCGCGGUGCAAAGUUGACGAGCGGCCGGACGACGAUGCCGCGCGCGCGGCCGCCGCGGCCGCGGCCGCCAAGGCGCGGCUCGACGGUAGUCCCUCGUGA